CCCGACUCCUCCCUACGCACCAGCCCGGGGAAAAGGGGGGGGGGGCUGAGGGCAGCCGGGUCCCCCUCCUGCCCGGGGGGGGACCCACUCCAAGGUGGUGCUGAUAUCUGAAGAUGGCAAGAUCCUGGCAGAGACCGACGGGCCCUGCACUAACCAUUGGCUGGUCGGCUCGGACAAAUGCCUGGAAAGGAUCAACGAGAUGGUCAGCAAGGCCAAAGGGAAGGCAGGUGCCAACCCGCAGGUUCCCCUCCGCUCGCUGGGGCUGUCUCUGAGCGGGGGGGAGCAGAAAGAAGCCAUCAAGAAGCUCAUCGAGCAGCUGCAGACCCGCUUCCCGCAGCUGAGCGAGAACUACUACAUCACCACGGACGCCAUCGGGGCGAUGGCCACAGCUACCGACCACGGUGGCGUGGUGCUGAUCUCGGGAACCGGUUCCAACUGCAAACUCAUCAACCCCGACGGGUCGGAGGUUAGCUGUGGAGGGUGGGGUCACAUGAUGGGAGACGAGGGGUCAGCUUUCUGGAUCGCACAUCAGGCCGUGAAGAUUGUGUUCGACUGCCUGGACAACCUGGAAGUGCCUCCCCACGACAUCGGCUACGUCAAGCAGGCCAUGUUCGAUUACUUCCAGAUCUCUGACAGGAUGGGUCUCCUGACACAUCUCUACCGGACGUUCGAGAAAUCCAAGUUCGCGGGAUUCUGCCAAAAACUAGCCGAGGGUGCCCAAGCGGGGGACCCUCUGUGCUGUCACAUUUUCAACAAGGCUGGGGAAGUCUUGGCUCGACACAUUGUAGCUGUGCUGCCAAAAAUUGACAAGAGCCUCUUCCGCGGCGAGCUGGGGCUGCCGAUCCUGUGCGUGGGCUCCGUGUGGAACAGCUGGGAAAUGAUGAAAGAAGGGUUCCUCAAAGUCCUGAACCAGGCGCAGCGUCAGGAGCUGCACAGCGUCUUCUCCAAGUUCACCCUCUUGAAGCUGAAGCACUCGUCAGCGCUGGGCGGAGCCAGCCUGGGGGCCAGGCACAUAGGGCAGGUGCUGCCCCUGGACUACACUGCCAAUGUGGAUGUCUUCUACACACACUCCUUCUAGGUCCCCGUGGGGGGGCUCAUCUCCUCUCCUUCGCUCUCUGCCUGGGCAGCCCUACUUUUGAAAUUGUUUCUUGGUUUGUGUCUCUGGCGCAGCCCGGUGGGGGGGGGGUCUAUUUACAUAUCGACGGGAAUUGCGUCUGGCUUUUUGUAUCAACGUGUUUUGUAAUUCGUCAAUAAAAGGUCACAGACA
Malaclemys terrapin pileata is the source of this 1267-nucleotide messenger RNA. RefSeq names its product N-acetylglucosamine kinase (gene NAGK). Gene Ontology annotation, molecular function: N-acetylglucosamine kinase activity. The record is from RefSeq and is a predicted model, not a curated record. Bases 200 to 1078 code for a protein of 292 amino acids. Lineage: Eukaryota; Metazoa; Chordata; Testudines; Emydidae. The transcript is spliced from 10 exons.